Messenger RNA from Drosophila suzukii, 3315 nucleotides. The record is from RefSeq and is a predicted model, not a curated record. Lineage: Eukaryota; Metazoa; Arthropoda; Insecta; Diptera; Drosophilidae.
AAUGUGAUAUUGUUUAAUUUAAAUGUAAUCAAAAGUUAAAAAUUGCCGGGAAAUCAAAAGUGCAGGCUGUGCUUUACACAAAAGAAGAAUCGUUGCUUGAGACCCACGUUGCAAUUUGCAAUUGCCUUUACAGAUCAUUAUGAACGCAGACGAUCUGGAGGACACUCAUUUGUGCAUCAAGUGCAAUGCCACGAUCCUCGGACUCGAGAAGUACAUCGAGCACCGGAAACGGAACUGUCUGAUGACGGAGAAACCAAUUGUGACCCCCACAACAGAUGGUCCACCAACCACCUCCACUCUCACACAAGUAUCCCCGACAAUCAUCAGUAGCAGUAACUUGGAUCACACCUACGAUGGCUUCCAUUUCACGGAACCGGAGGCUCCUAGCAGCUAUCUCCGUAAAACUACAGCUAGCCAUGGGGGAAAGGCAUCCAAAUCCCUGACAGAAGCCUACGACUUACCCUAUGAACUAGGAGCUGAUCUGUUCUUUUCCUCACUGCAACUGCAGAGUGUUUCGACGGGUGGAAAAACGGGAUCUGUGGCUCGCCAGGAGAGAAGCAAAGAGGAGUCCUGGCCAGCGCCCAGGGGCGAUCCUUUGCUGAAAGCUGUGAGGGAACAGGAUGAGGCGGUGUUCAAGCCCCUCAACUUUGAUCACGAUUCCCCUGAGGCCAGUGAGGAGGAGGAGGAUGAGGAGGAACACGAUGACUUUGAUGCUGAGGAGGAAGAUGAGGACUACGAUGUGCGACGUCACUCGCCACCCACUGUGCCUGCCACCCACACGGGUGGCAAGUGGAAACCAGAGCACCGCCCACAACUCAGACAUCCACAUAUAGAACGCGUCUCGCCCAGCUGGGAUGAGCCUCCGGAGGAGUCCUACACCCAUCCCCCGGCAGAUCAUACAAAGGGCAAAUGGGUACCGGGUAGCAAACAGUUGGAGUACCGAGAAAAUAUAGAUCUAACCAAACUGGAACAACCGGGAGCCAGUUAUUGGUGCAACAUCUGCUGCAGGCGACUGAAGAGUCGCCUGAACUACGAGCAACAUUUGAGAAGUGGCUACCAUGUAAAGAGAGCCGAUGCAGAGUGCCACCUGGAGCAGGCAAACCUGGGCAGGGAACUUAGCCUGAGCAAGGAUUUCGCAGUGGAAAAGAGUGAGGACAAGAAGGAACCAAAGUCCUCGAAACGUCAGAGAAGAGCCAAUCUCUUGCGAUGCGAUCUUUGCCGGCACACAAUGGCCAGACAUUUGAUGGGCAAGCAUUUGAUAUCCCAUUACCACUACAGAAGACUCCAGCAGCAGAGUCGGUUGAAGAAACAAUCUUGUCUGCAGGAUAUACUCAGCCACAUGGGCAGCAUAGUGAGGCAAUCACCCUUCCAGUGCCUGCCCUGCAGAUUCUAUUUCAACACGGAAGAAACAUUUCUCCAACACUGGCAAUCCCCGGAGCACUUGGAGGUCACUCAAAAAUUAGGUGGAACCUUUUGGUGUGGCUAUUGCCAGUAUGAGUGCCAAACCAAUGAAAUUAUGUGGCUCCAUUUGCUGCAUCCCUCUCACAAAGAAGUGGUUUUGGCCCUCAACAGAUCGGUUCCCAUAUGUAUAGCCCAAAGAAGGGGACUUCAGUGCUCCAGUUGUGGAAUGGGUUUCUUGUACAAUUUCCAACUACGUCGGCACUUCAGUUCGGAACAUCCUGGUCUUCCGCCUUCAGGAACCGCAGCGGAUGAAUACCAGAGUAGAUUCCGAUGUGGCUUGUGUGGUGCUCCCCAGAAAUCCCGUUUGGCUCUGCAGCGUCAUGAAAAGCAUAAGCACCAUGUGGCCAAGUAUUACUGUGCCAUCUGUAGAUUGGAAUUUGAUUCACCUUUGGAGGCGCGACGUCAUCGAAGCUUGAUGCAACAUAAACUUAAGGCCAAACCUAAAAAAUCAAUCUCACAGCCGGAAAAGGAAAUAGAACAUAUGCUAAGGGAAGUCCUAGAGGAGGCCACUCCUAAUCCACCCGCCAAAAAGACUAAAGUUGUCAACUUAAAAUGCUCAAAUUGCCAAACAAUCUUUGACUCACCUCAGAUUUUAGCCAAACAUCGAGCUGAAGUUCAUUCGGCGGAUAAUCAUUUGUGUUUGAGCUGUGGAACCAGUUUUCAAUCUGCUCAGGCUUUGGGAAGGCACACAAGGAGCUGUCAACCCCAAGCCAGUACUUCAUCCUCCGCCAAUCCAUCUGUUUCCCAAAGUAAACCCACCUACUCCUGUGAUCAAUGUAGCUUCAAAGCUCAGUACGAGUCCGAUCUGGUUUAUCAUCGCAUUUUCCACACACGAUCCGAAACAAUAGGGAAAAAUGAGCUUCUUCAGUGCCCCUUGUGUCCGAAGAAUUUUAAAAAACACUCGCUGAGAGCUCAUUUAAGAAACCACACAGAUGAAAAGAUUUUUGAGUGCACUGAAUGCCUUCUGAAAUUUGCCAGAAGACAUAAUCUAAAGAACCAUAUGGCAACCAUGCAUGCCAAAAAGGAGGAUCAGGAGAAGGCCAAGAUGGCCAAGAAGAAAUCUGAAGAUCAACCAAUAGCCAAAUUUCAAUGUGGAACCUGUGGAAAAAUACUGGCCAAAAAGUAUUCCCUAAAACUACAUGAGUCGAGUCACUCGAAGGAAGUGGAGCGGCGGUAUCGCUGCCAUUUUUCGGACUGUUCGUAUGCAGGUGUGACCCCGGAAAGCCUCAAGACCCACCUGAUCUCCCACGCCCAGGGGAGCCACAAGUGUGAGCGGGACAACUGCAGCUAUGUGGGAAAGAGCGAGAUGCACCUGAAAAGGCACCUCAAGUCGGCCCAUUCCGGCAAGGAGGAGGGCGGUGCGGAGUGGUUCUCGUGCGAUCAAUGCGAGUUCAGGGCCCGCAUCAAGGGACACCUCCGCCGGCACUCGCUGCGCCACUCCGGACAGAAGCCCCACCAGUGUCCCCACUGCGACUUCCAGUGCAGCACGAUCGACAACCUGCGGAAGCACAUCAUCAAGACGGGCAAGCAUCCCGGCAAGUUCAUCUACGAGUGCACCAAGUGCUCCGACCAGGCGGCCAGCGAGGUCUUCAAGAGCAACAGCUUCAAGGAGUACCAGAAGCACUUGGACACUCACAAAGCGGUAUUAAAAAACAUUUUAUAGAAAACUCAAAACUAACUACACUUGGUUGGAGGAUUAAUUCAGGACAACCCAAAAAUUGCGGAUUUACACAUAUAUCAGCCCAAUAAAUAUCAUGAAAAUGAGAUGGUCAAAUGAAAAACGACGAAUUUAUUGUAAUAUUUUAACGUUAUUUCUUAUUACUUUUUCUAUACGCCUCCCAAUAUUUUGAAAUA